GCUCUCACUACAAUAAGAUAUAAAACACGAAAGUGGUGACAAAGAAAAUAUAGUACUCUGUGUAAGGAAAUUCUUAGUGUGAGAGGGAGAUUCCAGACGUUGCAGAGAGUGGAUUGAAGAUGGCGUCGAGGAAAGCUAAGGAGGAGAGGGCGGAGGCCGCCGCGAGGCUUGCCGCGUCCGACCUGAGGGACGUGAACCGGGACCGAGAGAGGGAGAGGUUGGAAUACGUGGCCGAGGAGCUGGACGUGUCGACAGACCAGCCCCAGCAGCAGAGGCCUGGGAUGAUCGAGUCGGUCCUCCAGGCGUUCCACGACACGUAUGAGCAUGCCAAGGAGGCGGUCGUGGGGAAGAACUAUGAUGCCUCCGAGACUGCUGACAUGCCGGGAGACCGGGCCCGUGGGGCUUAUUAUGACAGCACCCCGGGGAAGGCUGAGCAGUAUAAGGAUUACACAACCGAGAAGGCGAAGGAGACCACCGACUCGGCUGCGAGGAAGCUUGACGAGACGAAGGAGGCGGCCAAGAACAAGACGGGGGAGCUCGCGGAUAAGGCCAGGGAGACCAAGGAUUCUGCCCUGGGGAAGGCCGGAGAGUACAAGGAUUGCACGGCGCAGAAGGCUGGGGAGACCAAGGACUCGACAAUGGGGAAGGCGGGUGAGUAUAAGGAUUAUGCAGCUCAAAAGGGCAGGGAGACGAAGGACUCAGUAAUGGGAAAGGCCGGGGAGUAUAAGGAUUACACGACCCAGAAAGCUCAGGAGGCCAAGGAGAAGACGAACGAGAAGGCGGGAGAGUACAAGGAUUAUGCUGCUCUGAAGGCUGAGGAGGCGAAGGGGAAGACCAUGGAGAAGGCGGGAGAGUAUAAGGAUUACACGUCCCAGAAGGCUGAGGAGGCUAAGGAGAAGACGAAGGAGAAGGCGGGAGAGUACAAGGACUACGGGGCCCAGAAGGGUCAAGAAGCCAAGGAGAAGGCCGGGGAGUACAAGGAUUAUGCGGCCGAUAAGGCAAGGGAGACCAAGGACUCAGCCGCUCAGAAGGCGGCAGAGACUAAGGAUUACACGGCUGAGAAAGCCAAGGAAGGGAAGGACACGGCAGCGGGGAAGCUGACUGAGCUGAAGGACUCGGCUGCAGAUGCGGCGAGGAGGGCCAUGGGUUACUUGUCCGGCAAGAAGGAGGAGACCAAGGAGAAGGAUUCUGAAACUGCAGACACCGCCAAGGAGAAGCUGAGCGAGACCGAGGAAGCAACUCGGCAGAAAAUGGAGGAAAUGAGGAUCCGAGGAGAGGAGUACGACGAUGAAGCUGCUCUUCGGGUGAGGGAAGCAUCGAAGGAAGCUCAAGAUGACCAGGAAAAUAGGGGAAAAGGAGGAAUAUUUGGUGCGCUAGGGGCCAUCAAAGACAAGCUGACCCACCCGACUGACCAGGCCACCCAUAAGCAUGAGGAUGUACCGCCACGCCGAGAUGCCAGUAGUGGUGAGAAGGGUGAGAAGAUUGAGGUGUAUGUAGAGGAAACCCCGCCCGGAGCAGUGGCAUCUGCUCUGAAGUCGUCCGACCAGAUGACGGGCCAGACCUUCAACGAUGUGGGUAGGAUGGACGAGGAGGGAGUCGUGCGCGUCACGGACCGGGACCGGCAUGGGAAGAUGUGAGAUGAGCGGGGACGCAAUGGCGUGGGUGGACGAGUGGAUGACGUGCUAGGAGAACUUCAAGUCCAUGUUUUUUUUUUUUUUUGUAUCAUCA
Punica granatum (pomegranate) is the source of this 1728-nucleotide messenger RNA. The record is from RefSeq and is a predicted model, not a curated record. Lineage: Eukaryota; Viridiplantae; Streptophyta; Magnoliopsida; Myrtales; Lythraceae.